AACAAAACGUUUCUUUUGACCGCUUUGUUAGGCACUUGUUAGGUUAGUUACUGUUUUAAAAAAAGUUAGUUAAAAACAGAAAAAAUGGCUUACAAACCACAAAAAGUGCAAAAAGUGAUGGUGCAACCCAUCAACUUGAUUUUUCGAUAUCUUCAAAAUAGAUCUAGAGUACAAGUUUGGCUGUACGAGAAUAUCAACUUAAGAAUUGAGGGGCACAUCGUCGGCUUCGAUGAAUACAUGAAUCUUGUUCUGGACGAGGCGGAGGAAGUUCAUAUGAAGACUAAAAACCGGAGACAGCUCGGAAGAGUUAUGUUAAAAGGGGACAAUAUAACUGUGAUCCAAAAUGUAAAACCGGACUCUUAAACUUAACCUCACUAUUGAAAAUCUUAGCUUAAGUGUAAUUUAAGUUAAUAAGAAUAUAAUUCCGUAAUAUAAGUUCUUUUUGGUAAAA
Molecule: messenger RNA, 451 nt
Organism: Diabrotica virgifera virgifera (western corn rootworm)
Lineage: Eukaryota; Metazoa; Arthropoda; Insecta; Coleoptera; Chrysomelidae
Gene: SmE
Product: probable small nuclear ribonucleoprotein E
Exons: 1
Coding region: 85-363 (92 amino acids)
Biological process (GO): mRNA splicing, via spliceosome; spliceosomal snRNP assembly
Cellular component (GO): precatalytic spliceosome; U1 snRNP; U4 snRNP
Molecular function (GO): RNA binding
Source: RefSeq, a predicted model, not a curated record